UCAAACCCAUUCUUCUCUCCCUUUCUCUCUCUCUCUUGAAUCUUCAAAUUCGCAUCAAAAUUUUCACUGCUUUCGAUUUUUUUUUUUUGGGUGAAUACUUUCGAUUCUUCGUUAUACAAAUUAAAAAAAAAAAUUGGUAUGGAUCGCAUUAGUUUGGAAGAUCAAGUUUCAAUGACAGUGGACGACAGAGAAAUUGUAGAUACAGAUUCUGAAAUCGAUUCGCCUUGUUUGGGUUCCGGGAAAAUUGGGGUUUUUACUCGGAAUGGAUUGACCAGAUUGGAGGAGUGGAAUGGAGACUAUGGAAUCAUCAAGAAGAGCUUUCUCAAGGGAAUGGGACAGUUUAUGGAGGACACGAACGUUGUUGCGAUACAUAGGAACUCGAAUACGAGCUUGACGGGGCGAGCGAGGAUGGAGAGUUUUCGGAUAUUUGCGGAGGCGGUGGCGGAGAAAGAAGGCGGCGAUGGGAAUAUCAAGUAUGGAUGGUUUGGGGGUUCGAGAGAUGAGAUUUGUGAGAUUGUAAAUCAUGGGUUUAGCAAUUGCAGAGAAUCUCCUGGGUUUGGGGUUCAUCUUUCUCCUGCAAAUUUUGCCAUUGAUAGUUUGUUAUCAUCUCCUAUGGAUGAAGAUGGAUUAAGGCAUAUGUUACUGUGCCGUGUAAUAUUGGGGAAGAUGGAAGAAGUGCGUGCUGGUUCAAAACAGUUCCAACCAAGUUCUAAGGAAUUUGAUUCUGGAGUUGAUAAUCUCUCAUCACCAAGAAGAUACAUAGUUUGGAGUGCAUACAUGAAUUCACACAUUUUACCCAGUUACAUUGUCAGUUUCAGAGCUCCCUCUCUCAGAGGAUUUGGAAGAAUUCAAACACCAGUCUUGAAACCCAAUUCGCCAUACCUGAAGUUUCCUACUCUGUUGUCCAUGCUUUCCAAAUUUUUGCCUCGCUCAAAGAUGGUUUUGAUUACCAAAUACCACAAUGAUUACCGAGAAAAUAAGCUAUCGCGCAGCCAACUGAUACAAAGAUUGAGGCAACAAGCCGGGGACGAGCUGUUAAUGGAUGUAAUCAAAUCUUACAGAAACAAGCAGCAAAUCAAGUCAAGAACAAGAACUUUGGCUUCAAUGGAUCAAAGUAAUACAGGGAGGUUUGCAGCAGUUGCCUGAGUGGCCAAGAGGCAACAAAGCAAGGUGUGAUAUUGGUGUCUUCAUCAGUCGUCGCGUUCAACCUUGAGAGAUUUUAGCCUAGUAUUGUGAAUUUCAUUGUUACUGAUUUUUCAAUUGCUUGUUAUAGAUUUUCUUUUUUCUUUUUUCUUUUGAUUCAAUUGAAAAGGUCAUGCUCCACCAAAUAAUCCCAGUUAUUUUUCUGCUCAAGUAAGUUUUGGUUGACGUGGGCAUUCUAUUGGUGGCACUAGCAUUUUAGUUUCCAAUUCAUAGGAGAGAAUGUCAAUGCAACUUUUCAGUAGUCUUCUAAACAAA
Camellia sinensis is the source of this 1458-nucleotide messenger RNA. RefSeq names its product putative inactive poly [ADP-ribose] polymerase SRO2. Lineage: Eukaryota; Viridiplantae; Streptophyta; Magnoliopsida; Ericales; Theaceae. The record is from RefSeq and is a predicted model, not a curated record. Gene Ontology annotation, molecular function: NAD+ poly-ADP-ribosyltransferase activity.